AUGUGUGAUGCAAUAAAUGAAAAAGAUGAGAGAUAUAAAUAUGCUUCUGAAUUAAUGGAUAAAGAUGGAUGUAAAUAAGUUAAUUUAGAAUUGACUUAAUGUCUGAAAUAAUACAAGAAAGAUUGGAGAAUGUGUAAAGUAGAACAUAUAUAUAUUUAUUGAUAGGAUCAAACUACAAAUUUAUAGAAAUGUCUUAUUGAAUAAAAGAACCAGAGACCUAAAUGA
Messenger RNA from Paramecium pentaurelia, 225 nucleotides. Lineage: Eukaryota; Ciliophora; Oligohymenophorea; Peniculida; Parameciidae. The record is from the annotation of a GenBank genome assembly.